Mytilus californianus (California mussel) is the source of this 814-nucleotide messenger RNA. Its product is annotated as perlucin-like protein. The coding region runs from base 41 to 724 and encodes 227 amino acids. Gene Ontology annotation, molecular function: signaling receptor activity. The transcript has 6 exons. The record is from RefSeq and is a predicted model, not a curated record. NCBI's taxonomy places the organism in Eukaryota, Metazoa, Mollusca, Bivalvia, Mytilida, Mytilidae.
UGUAUUUUUAGUUCAUUCUAAAGGAAAUAUUUAGUUCAAAAUGGGUGACGUUGAUAACGUAUAUGAACAACGAAUAGAAGACCAGAAUGCAGCAAACCACGAAUAUAGUAUUCCAACUAAUGUAUGGAAAAAUAAACUUGCCGACCUUUACAAAGCAAGAAGGAAAAGAGAUAAAUUAUUUGUGCUCUUGAUUGUAAUGCAGUUGAUUUGUUUAUCAGUGGCAGUUGCAUUCAUUGUCAUGCAUUUCAAUGGAGAACAUGGACAAAAGGGAGAAAAAGGAAGCCCAGGAGAACCAGGAGAACAAGGAAGACAAGGAGAAUCAGUUAAACAACUGACUUGUUCGGAUGGAUGGGAACAGUUUAUGGGCAGUUGUUAUUACUUUCAAUUCAGAUACAAAAAGACAUGGCAUGCGGCAAUGGAUGACUGUCAUGGAAAAGGAGGAUUCCUUGUAAAAAUAGACAAUGCCGUUGAAAAUUGGUUCUUAAAAACAUAUUUAAAAGCCGAAAGUUCAUAUCCUGUUUGGAUUGGAGCACACGAUUCUAUCCAAGAAUCAAAUUUCUUAUGGGAAUCCGACAAUACAAAUCUUACCUUCACAGACUGGAGUCCUGGCGAACCUAACGAUAACAGCAACGAGGAUUGUGUACUAGUGAUGAAUGUGUUUAACUACAGAUGGAAUGAUUAUCAAUGUUCAAAUAGAGAAUCAUAUAUUUGUGAGAAAAAAUGAAACUCAUUAUGCUUUACACACAUUUGCAUUUACACAAUAUUAUAAUAAUAAUACCAUAUGUAUCAUCACAGAAAUAUGUCAGUUAUUUUA